CACCUUCUCCAUCUCCUCCACAUCCUCUUUUGCGUGUUACUCGUGGCCCUGAAGCAGCAUGAGAGUCAAUCUACAAGGGAAUUUCAUGUAAAAGCGGCUCAUGGAUGAAUUGGCUUCCAAGCAGUUCUUUCAGCGGGAGCAGUGAGGAGAUGGUUGCUAACAGAGUGAUAAGAAGUGAUUCAUCCUAUGCAGCCUUGAGGAUCAACACUUUCUUUCCAACUGGAGUUGCUGAAACUUUACAGAAACUAAAACCGCUUCCUUUUUGUUUUGCAGAUUUCUCUAAAGCUUAGAGCUUGAGAGGUCAUUGUCGGUGAACUGUGAUUAUUCCUCCAACGAACAAGAAGCUCUUCUUUUGCAAAAAAGUCUGAGCAGAAUCUUCGAAGUACCUCAGCUGGUUUGUCAUACAGACGUUAAACAGCUGUUGUUUCUGCCACCUCGUCUUGAGGGGGAAAAAAAGCUACAGGAUGCAGCACUCAUACCUCCCUGACAAACUUGUUUGCAUAAAAGAUCCUCGUUCUUAGCAACUGUUGAGGAUGAGAGAUGGCGUGGCGACCUACCUGUAUUUGACAAGUGUGUUUUUCACCUCGUUGGAGAGAGGCGCACAGAGGGAAAAAAAAAAAGUCUACGAGAGGCAACAGGGGAGGGGAAAAACCAGCCAAGAAAAGGUGCGAAGCAAACGCUUUGAAAGGGAAAAUGACUCGCAGAGCGGGCAGACGGGACUGAGUAAAUCGCUGCCGGACAAAAGGAGGAGCGGGGGGUAAAAAUAACGAUUUACUAAAACGCCCUUUUAGUUUUGGAGCAUUGUGUUUGGUCUGAGCCAUCAAGGGGUAACCACCUCGUCUUCAUGGGGACAAAAAGAGGAAACUAACAUCUAUAAGAAAACGAAUAGAAAAAGACGAUGGAUCUCCAAAACAACACUUCCAGCAAUACGACACAUGCUCACAGCCUUUGGGAGGUCAUAACCAUCGCUUCAGUGUCGGCCAUCGUCAGUCUGAUAACUAUAGUAGGAAAUGUACUGGUGAUGCUGUCAUUCAAAGUAAACAGCCAGCUGAAGACUGUAAACAACUACUACCUGCUUAGUUUGGCUUUUGCUGAUCUCAUUAUAGGAGUACUAUCUAUGAACCUUUACACCACCUAUAUUCUGAUGGGCUACUGGUCCUUAGGGAACAUUGCAUGUGAUCUCUGGCUGGCAGUGGAUUAUGUGGCCAGCAAUGCUUCAGUCAUGAAUUUACUUGUGAUUAGCUUUGACAGAUACUUCUCCAUCACAAGGCCACUGACUUACAGGGCAAAAAGGACUCCAAAGAGAGCUGCCAUAAUGAUUGGUCUGGCUUGGCUGGUGUCUUUUGUCCUUUGGGCACCACCUAUUCUAUGCUGGCAGUACUUUGUGGGAGAGAGAAAAGUUCCUUUGGACCAGUGCCAAAUCCAGUUUUUAACAGAGCCAGUCAUUACAUUUGGAACAGCUAUUGCUGCUUUCUACAUCCCGGUCUCGGUUAUGACCAUCCUUUACUGCAGGAUCUACAAGGAGACGCAAAAACGGACAAAGGACCUCGCCGAGCUUCAAGGACUCACAACGGGAAAUGUCCCAGAAGGGUCUAAACCGCAGAAGACAAUGAUUCGUUCUUGUUUUCAUUUCCCCAGAGAGAGAAGAGACCAGAGUCAGGCCUCCUGGUCUUCGUCUAAUCAAAGUAAUGUUACUAAAGUGACCACCAGGUCGGAUGAAGCAUGGGCGAAAGCUGAUCAGAUUACCUCUUUUAACAGCUACACAUCAUCAGAAGAGGAUCAUGUUUCAAUAGAAACCCCACAAGGAUCGUUCAAAGAGCAGCAGACCAGACAAAGUAAUAAGAAUGGGGAGGUUCCAGAUUAUAUAGAGGAGGAGUAUUGUUCCACCCCUCAGAAGAAGAACCAUAAAAGCUUAAUCUCUUACAAAUUUAAACGGACCCCAAAGGGUAAAAAUGACAGUCCAGCAAGUCCAAAACCAUGCCCUCCAGAGCCAGAGCGGUCAUCCAAAAAGGCCUCCACCUCUUCGUCCUCCACCACUUCCAAGCCCUUAGACUCUGCCCUGAAGAACCAGAUCACCAAGAGGAAGAGGAUGGUGCUUGUGAAGGAGAAGAAGGCAGCCCAGACCCUUAGCGCCAUCCUCCUGGCUUUUAUCCUCACAUGGACACCAUACAACAUCAUGGUGCUCAUCUCCACCUUCUGCGCUGAGUGCAUCCCUCUGUCUCUCUGGCAUUUGGGCUACUGGUUGUGCUACGUAAACAGCACCAUCAACCCAAUGUGCUACGCUCUGUGCAACAAAACCUUCCAGAAGACCUUCCGCAUGCUUCUGCUCUGUCAGUGGAGGAGGAAACGGCGAGGCAAGGACAAGCUGUGCUGGAGCGCCCAGAAUCCAAAUGUCAACAACAAAAUGAACUGAUGAGUUGGUUAACAGUUUAUUACCAACACGUAUGUGUUUGUUGAUACUUACUAGUGUUUGUCUGCAGAGUAAUGUGCUGCAGGUGAUUUUUGAAUUUAAUAUGUUGGUAGAGAAUAUGUUGGAAAAUGAACGGAAGUCAAAAUGACUGGAAACAACUUUCUACAGCACAUAAAAGUAGAUUCAGCACCCCUCAC
Molecule: messenger RNA, 2607 nt
Organism: Cyprinodon tularosa
Lineage: Eukaryota; Metazoa; Chordata; Actinopteri; Cyprinodontiformes; Cyprinodontidae
Gene: chrm5b
Product: cholinergic receptor, muscarinic 5b
Exons: 2
Coding region: 899-2413 (504 amino acids)
Biological process (GO): chemical synaptic transmission; G protein-coupled receptor signaling pathway, coupled to cyclic nucleotide second messenger; adenylate cyclase-inhibiting G protein-coupled acetylcholine receptor signaling pathway
Cellular component (GO): synapse; plasma membrane; dendrite
Molecular function (GO): G protein-coupled acetylcholine receptor activity; G protein-coupled serotonin receptor activity
Source: RefSeq, a predicted model, not a curated record